Molecule: messenger RNA, 1188 nt
Organism: Helianthus annuus (common sunflower)
Lineage: Eukaryota; Viridiplantae; Streptophyta; Magnoliopsida; Asterales; Asteraceae
Product: peroxisomal membrane protein PMP22
Exons: 7
Coding region: 321-875 (184 amino acids)
Cellular component (GO): cytoplasm; membrane
Source: RefSeq, a predicted model, not a curated record
UGGCUAGGGUAAUGGUUUGACCACACUGCCUAAACAAGACCAGUGAUUUUGACCAAUUCAAGAAAGCCAUUAACGGGCUGCGGCAGCCUCCCUGACCCAUGUACUAUGCAUUCCGUAACGCCGGUUACGGUGGUAGGUGGGUAGAGGGACAAAACCGGAAGAAAGUAUAUCCAAAUAUCCCUCCCAUCUAAUCCCAAUUUUUUUAAUCUAAAAUUAGUCCACAUUUUGCAAUUCCACUAUUUAUAUUUAUAGUAGACAGACACACCAUUCGGCUUUCAAAUCCAAAAACCCAUCGAAUUCUUAACAACCACCCCUCAAGAAUGUCGAUUGCAAAGAAAGGGUUUCAACAGUAUUUGUUGCAGCUUCAAGAACAUCCUUUAAGAACAAAGGCGUUGACCGCCGGAACACUGGCGGCGAUCAGUGAUGUGGUGUCUCAGAAGCUCUCUGGCAUCCAGAAAUUGCAAAUCCGGCGACUUCUUCUCAAAGUGCUUUUCGGGUGCGCAUAUCUUGGACCGUUCGGGCAUUUCUACCACACCUUAUUGGAUAAACUGUUCAAGGGCAAAAAAGACAACGCAACGGUUGUCAAGAAGGUGGUGGUUGAUCAAUUGACCGCAAGUCCAUGGAACAACUUGAUGUUUAUGCUAUACUACGGGUUUGUUAUCGAGGGAAGACAAUGGAUCCACGUAAAAUCUAAAAUCAAGAAGGAAUACCCUUCAGUUCAGUAUGCAUCAUGGACGUUUUGGCCCGUAAUCGGGUGGAUAAACCACCGCCACGUGCCGCUGCAAUUCCGUGUCAUUGUCCAAAGCUUUGUUGCAAUGUGCUGGGGUAUAUUCCUGAGUCUAAAAGCAAGAUCAAUGACAUUGACCAAAGAUUAAGCAAGUAAUAAAGGAGCUUCUCAAAUAACCUCUUCUUCUACUGCUGCUGCAGCUAUGCAGAAUUGGCUCUUAUUUAGCUCAUAAGUUAUUGUAAGGUUUGUUUACAUCUAUUUUUUUUCCCAAAUAUGGAAAAACAGCAAGACGGGUUGUCAGGUUUCCUUAUUAAUAUUUAUGUAUUAUAGUAGUUAUUAUUGAUCAAAAUCAACGAUAUGGUUAGAUUUUAUGUGCUCGAUAAGCUUUCAUUGAUCGCACACACAGUUGUAACUCGCCUAUUUAUGUGCUUGCGGUUUUUGGUUUGAAAAUUAUGAUUUAA